Molecule: messenger RNA, 1374 nt
Organism: Letharia columbiana
Lineage: Eukaryota; Fungi; Ascomycota; Lecanoromycetes; Lecanorales; Parmeliaceae
Exons: 1
Coding region: 1-1374 (457 amino acids)
Source: RefSeq, a predicted model, not a curated record
AUGAAUGGGUCAUCUACAGCGCUCAUAGACACUACAGGGGAAGCGCUAGCGACAUCCCGACUCCUUGGCUCUUCAGUCGGCUCAAUAUCCUCACCACGCAAAGCCAAAUCAGAGAUAUCAAAGGUGUAUAAACAGGCCGAGGCUCUUUUCGUAACUCGCAGAUUUGCUGAAGCUCUGUCAAUCAUUGAGCCACUGAUCACUGUUCCCCACCCCCAGGAUGUUGCACCCAACGACGAAGCGACUGCUAAUGUCGCCCCAAUCGCUAGAGCAAGCCCAAGAUUGAGGAUCAAGGUGUGGAGUUUCUAUCUUAGCUUGCUCAACGCUGUUGCCGAGUUAGGCCCGGACAAUGGGAAGACAGAAUUUGGAGGCAGGGAAUGGAGGAACCUUGUCGCCAAGGCUCAAGAGGGGACAAUAUGGGAUGAGGUUGUUGACAUAGGUUAUGGUGGUAUGGAGGGAAAUGUCGAUGCAGACGUGGUCUUCAAUCUAGCAUCGCUUCUACUAGCCCAAUCUACCAUACAGGCGGGCAAUCAACGACACCUCGAGUCAUACCUUUCCGCAUCGAGCCACCCGAGCCUUGACUUGACGGAUCGAUUCAAAGCUUUGAAUCCCUCCUAUGCUCCGCAUGAUGGUCAUAUCUCUCAAAGCGGUGGAACGGAUACUACGCGAGAUCUGAUUGCUCGAGUAAGGAUCAUAGAACUCUUCACCCUUCACGUGCUGCCUCGCACAGGAGAGUGGAACUACGCCCGCGACUUCAUCAACAUGAGUGAGGUCCUAGACGAGGAAGUUCGCGAAGAAUUCUUACAAACACUGCGAACCCUUGAGGACGAGGAUAACAAGGGUCAAGAUCACUUCGAAGACGCUUUGCCCCAACAAGACGAGCUGACCGAGCAAGAACCCUUGCCGGUCGAGGAGACGAGGCCGGAUAGUAUGGAGACACUACGGCAGGAACCAUCAGUAACUCAUCACAGGUCAGAUGGCGAGCAGGAUUACGGCAUUGACAAACCUCGCGCUCCACCAGAUGCUCCUAGAUUCCAGCCAGUACCUCCAAAAGCUGACUCAAAGCCCGCCAAAGCUGUACAACCCACAACUUCCCGCUCACCACCAAUAAAAUCGACCGGAAAGCCAACCAAGAAUAGCAGUAUCUACAAGCGCAGCGCUGCAGUCUUAUCUGCUCUCCAGCAGCUGAUCAAGAACAUGCCAGAACAAAUGUCUCAGAAUCCAAUGUCUCUGCUUCGAUUCGUGCUCUUCCUGAUAGGCUUGAUAGUGGCAUUCAGCCGGCGCGAUGUCAAAAAUAGGCUCGGUAGACUGACAGGUGCGGGAUGGGACAAGGUCAAGAGGACAGUAGGAAUGGGAGUAAAAGUUAGCUAUCUUUAG